AUGGGGGGUCGCGGGCACUCGGCAGACCGCUCCCCGUCGCCAGUCCGGGAGGAACGGAGCGGGAGGGGGACCCGGGUACGCCUGGGCUCCGCCCGCGGCCGGCGCCGCCCGCUCUCCACCCACCUGUCGGCCCCGCGUCCCAGAGUGUUCCGGGGUGUUAGAGAAGUGUUCUGGAAGCCUCCUUUCCCGUACGGAGUGCACUGCACCGACUGCCAGGUGUGGCGCCGGCUUAGUUCCUUGCACCUGCUGCAGACCGGCGGUGCGGCGGAGCCGAACGCCAGAGAAAGUGUCCCAGACUUGAGGACGUACUGUGGCCUGGCCUUGGACCCCACUCAGGUGGCUGGCGUUCUGGAUGAUUGCUUGUGUGAUAUUGACAGCAUUGAUAACUUCAACACCUAUAAAAUCUUCCCCAAAAUAAAAAAAUUACAAGAGAGAGACUAUUUUCGUUAUUACAAGGUUAAUCUGAAGCGACCAUGUCCUUUCUGGGCCGAAGAUGGCCAUUGUUCAAUAAAAGACUGCCAUGUGGAACCGUGUCCAGAGAGUAAAAUUCCAGUUGGAAUUAAAGCGGGGCAUUCUAAUAAGUACUUGAAAGCGGUAAACAAUACCAAAGAGUUAGAAGAUUGUGAGCAAGCAACUAAACUGGGAGCAAUUAACAGCACAUUAAGUAACGAAAGCAAAGAAGCUUUCAUUGACUGGGCACGCUACGAUGAUUCACAGGAUCACUUUUGUGAACUUGAUGAUGAGCGGUCCCCUGCAGCCCAGUAUGUCGACUUGCUACUGAACCCCGAGCGCUACACCGGCUACAAGGGCCCCUCAGCAUGGAGAGUGUGGAACAGCAUCUACGAGGAAAACUGUUUCAAGCCUCGAUCUGUGUAUCGUCCUUUGAACCCUCUGGCACCCAGCCGAGGUGAAGAUGAUGGAGAAUCAUUCUAUACAUGGCUAGAAGGUUUGUGUCUGGAGAAGAGAGUCUUCUAUAAGCUUAUAUCAGGUCUCCAUGCCAGUAUCAACUUACAUCUAUGUGCAAAUUACCUCUUGGAAGAAACCUGGGGUAAACCUAGUUGGGGACCUAAUAUAAAAGAAUUUAAACGCCGCUUUGAUCCAGUGGAAACCAAGGGGGAAGGCCCCAGAAGACUGAAGAACCUUUACUUCUUAUACCUAAUUGAGCUCCGAGCUUUGUCAAAAGUGGCCCCCUAUUUUGAGCGUGCAAUUGUUGAUCUUUACACUGGAAACACAGAAGAAGAUGCAGACACCAAGACCCUUCUGCUGAGUGUCUUUCAAGAUACAAAGUCCUUUCCUAUGCACUUCGAUGAGAAGUCCAUGUUUGCAGGAGACAAAAAGGGGGCUAAGUCUUUAAAGGAGGAAUUCCGGUUACAUUUCAAGAAUAUCUCCCGCAUUAUGGACUGUGUAGGAUGUGACAAAUGCAGGCUGUGGGGAAAACUACAGACUCAGGGUUUAGGAACUGCUUUGAAGAUACUAUUCUCCGAAAAAGAAAUCCAAAAGCUUCCAGAGAAUAGUCCCUCGAAAGGCUUCCAACUCACUCGGCAGGAAAUAGUUGCUCUCUUAAAUGCUUUUGGAAGGCUUUCUACAAGUAUAAGAGAAUUACAGAAUUUUAAAGUCUUACUACAACACAGGUAAUACAGGCUUUUCUGUGUCUAAUUGGCGACACGAAGGACUAUGAAGCUGUUAGUCUUCUUGGACAUGCUGAAAGACUAAUCCAAGAUGUUAAGAACUCUGAACUCCUAAGAGAAAAUUCCAGUGCUCACUUGAAUAUUUAUGACCCAUAAUAGAUUACCAAUUAGAGAUAUUUAUAAAUGAAGUAUAUGGUUUUAAAGCUUGUAAGUUAUACUAAUUCUGUGUUUAUUUCCAUGUGUUUCCAUCUGUUGUGUAUUGUGCUAUUUUGAGCUGGGUUUGAUCUUACCUUUAUCUGUAGUUGUCUCUCUCCUGAUGACACUGUUGGUGUGUGUGGGAAAGGGAGCACAAGGUUGCCUGGGUGGCAGGAUUACUGCUGGUUCCCUGCUUGUCCGUCCUCUGGGAUGCUGCCCUGGCAGUGAACGGCAAUGGUUUCCUUAAGAUUCCCUAAGACUUCAACUUCAGCUCAGUUGUUUUCAUUUGCGAUUUUUAGUUGCUGUUGCUGUUUUGGGUUUGGCCCAAAGACCUUCAUUAGAGAAGGUGGAUAAGUGUCUCCCCCUGCCAGUGCCCGCUCAGCUGGGCCGCUCAUGUGUGCCUGGGUGCACACUAGUGUGCUCAGCUCUCUACCUAAAACCCAACUCUGCCAUCACCUCCCUGUCUUCCUCUCCUAUUGCAGAGAGUGUGAGGUCCUUUUAAGAGAAAAACCAUUAUUUAAGAAUUGAUUUUUAAUAAAACUGUAUGGGAUUAUAUGGAUUUAUAAUACCAAUUAAAAGCAUAUAUCCAAAAUUUGCUGUUUUUAAGUAUUUUAAAGGAUUUUAAUUUUAGGGAUUUAGUCUAUGCAAUCCUCUACCUCUCCACAUUAUUUUUCUCUGGGGUCAGGCCAGGCUGAUCGUAAACUUCCUCUCCCCCUCCUCUGGCUCUUCAGUGCAUCCUGUACCAGUGGUGCUUCAUUUGCCUCAGAGCAGCGGAGGACUGGACUCUGGGUCCUAAAUUGUCAUUUUCUAAACCCAAGAUUUAAACAAUGUUUAGGAAGGGUGUCAGUGAAUCUAAUGGGAUUAACUUGACGGGUUCCAUGUGUGUGGAGAUGAUGUAGGUGCCCAGUCUAGUGUCUUCUUAGACUUCCACCUUUUCCCAAGUAAAUAAGUGCCCUUAAACCACAUCUUAAUUGUGCAAGAGUCUGUAGUGCUUCACUGUUGGUUGCGUGGCAUAGUGGGGGCUGUGGCAGUGUCAUUGCUGGUUGCGUGGCAUAUCGGAGGCUGGAUUUGGUUGGUUUCCUGCCUUGUGCAAGGAUGGGACUGGGAGAAGGUCUCACUCGAGCUCUUCAUUUCCUUUCCUCAUAUCUGAACUUGGCACUUGCUCGUUGUUGGUGAGAGUGUUUUUGUGGCUUGAGUAGAAAAGGCUGGCUACCUGCAGCUUCCUACACUUUGUCUUCUUAGGUUGCACGUGACCCUAAGGCAAGUAGUUGAAAAAGCGAGUGUUCUCUAAUGCUGUUGGUACAUUGAAUUAUUAAUGUAGCGUUUAUCCAGAGUUUUAAAAAAUGUGAAUGUUUUGCACUUUAUUUUCACUGCAGAUUUAAAGAUCUUUUUAGUAGUGUCACUUCACCAUUCCUACAGUUCAAGAUUAUUAUUGAAACACUACUUGCUAGAAGAUAGCAAAUUGGUCAGUUCCAUUUGUUGCUUUUCUUUACUGUAAUUUGAAGUUAAGAAAAAAGGUUGAAAAUCUACUUACAGUUCUUUUGAAGAUAUGGAUUUUUUUCUCAAAGAAAAUAAAUGAAGUGUUCUUAAGCUAAAAUCCAUCUGAUUAACUUUAUUUUAUCAUAAAACUGUUUGGGAGUGGCGUAGACUUUGAGGUAUUGUUAUUUCUAACACCAGCAUAUGCUUGGUGAAGUGUGUGUCCUUGAGAUUACACUGCUGUUCACUCACUGGCUGCACGAUGCUGCUGGAGCGGGCUGUGUUGUGGGGAAGUCUUGGUUGCCGAGUGCUUUGGGAUAUGUUGUCUGUCUCAUCACCUAAUAUGAAAAAUCCCACAUGCACCUAACAAUGUAAUUGACAGAAAUAACUGUACUGUGCAGCACAGAAAUACUUUGCUCUGAUGGAUGCUUCAUUGGCUUCUCUGGUGGUAGCUAGGUCAAUUUUUGGGCUUUGAGGAAGAUAGGAUGGAGCAGUAAUAGAUUUGAGUUUUGAAAUUGGACCAGUCAGAUGCUUGGAACAUUGUGACUCAAUUUUGCAAUGAAGCACUAUGCUAUAUUUUUAACUUUGCCUAGUAUCAUUUUAUGCAAGGCAAGAUAGCCCUCUUGGUCAUUAUCAGCAUUGUCUUCAGCUGGAAGCAUGAGAACAGUUCACAGGAAACCACCCAGCAGUUUGCAAAAUGGGAGGGAGUAGCUAAAAACCACUGCUAUUCAUCCAGAGAUCCACUUUAGUGCAUGGGGAUGUGGGAAUUCCUUGUACAAAUGCCACAUGCAAACCUAUGCCAUCUAUUCUGUGAUACCUACAGGUGCAGCUUUGAUUUUGAUCGGAAUUCCAAAUAAUUUACUGUUGUACCCACCAGACUCUAGAAAAUGUAAAUUAAAGUACAUGUGUCUAUAGUCUUU
Molecule: messenger RNA, 4219 nt
Organism: Dipodomys ordii (Ord's kangaroo rat)
Lineage: Eukaryota; Metazoa; Chordata; Mammalia; Rodentia; Heteromyidae
Gene: Ero1b
Product: endoplasmic reticulum oxidoreductase beta
Exons: 18
Coding region: 1-1635 (544 amino acids)
Biological process (GO): protein folding in endoplasmic reticulum
Cellular component (GO): endoplasmic reticulum membrane; endoplasmic reticulum
Molecular function (GO): thiol oxidase activity; protein-disulfide reductase activity; FAD binding
Source: RefSeq, a predicted model, not a curated record